Amorphotheca resinae ATCC 22711 is the source of this 1905-nucleotide messenger RNA. RefSeq lists its product as hypothetical. Lineage: Eukaryota; Fungi; Ascomycota; Leotiomycetes; Helotiales; Amorphothecaceae. Bases 1 to 1905 code for a protein of 634 amino acids. The transcript is spliced from 3 exons. The record is from RefSeq and is a predicted model, not a curated record. Gene Ontology annotation, molecular function: NADP binding; N,N-dimethylaniline monooxygenase activity; flavin adenine dinucleotide binding.
AUGUCUCCGUUCCUAGGUGAACGGCCGGUGUACGGCACGACGAUCCGCAAGAACAACGGCUAUGAUGCCGACAGCUUUUCCUACUAUCCGGUUUUGAUCAUUGGUGCCGGCGAGUCCGGUAUUGCUAUGGGCUGUCGUUUGAAAGAGGUUCUAGGUUUUGACCAAUUUCGCAUCUUCGAAAGACAGUCAGGCAUUGGAGGCACAUGGUGGAUUAAUCGGUAUCCAGGGGUUGCUUGUGAUGUGCCGGCUGUCUUCUACAGCUUCUCCUUCUGCCGGAAUCCAAAGUGGAGCACCUUUCACCCCGAGGGUCCAGAAAUCGUCAGAUAUCUGCAAGAUGUCUGUGAUCAGUACGAAAUAGUCGACAAGAUACAACUCAACACCGAUGUCAGAGGAUGCCGUUGGAUCGAAUCAGAGAAGGUUUGGGAGGUGACUUUACAACAUUUGGUAUCUGGCGCUGGAGAUCUCAGCGAACACGACAGGGCUCAAAAGAUCAAGGAGCAAGGCGCGGAAUCCGUCUAUGUGUACGAAGAAGUCGUGAGGGCAAAAAUCGUUGUGAGCGCCGUCGGCGGAUUGGUGGAGCCAAAGGUGUGGCCUGAGAACAUCCCAGGGAAGGAGAAAUUUGCCGGUCAAAUAUUCCACUCUGCCAGGUGGAGAUACGAUGUAGACUUGAAGGGCAAGGACGUUAUAGUCGUGGGGACUGGAUGUUCUGCUGCCCAAUUUGUCCCUCGAUUGACUAAAGAAUACGGCGCUAAGUCCGUAACUCAACUUAUGCGAUCACCUCCUUGGGUGGUUCCCCGAAUAGAGCCCCCACUUGGGGAAGAGGCUUGGGGGAAGUGGGUCCCAUGGCUCAACAAGAACAUCCCUGGUUUCAAUUUAGCCAUCCGCACAUCUGUGUUCUUGGUGGCAGAAUACGACUGGCGAUUGUUCGGAUCCGACGAGUACCACAAGAAGGAACGCAAGAAGUAUGAAGAUGAGCUUCUACAACAUAUGCGAAAAACAGUCCCCAAGAAGUACCACGAGAUCUUGACGCCGAACUAUGGCGUCGGAUGCAAGAGGAGAAUUUUUGACGCCAGCUGGUUCCCCGGUCUCAACGAUUCUAAUAUCGAACUUACCACGCUCCCUCUCACAAGUAUAGGAGAACAUACCGUAACCCUCGGUCCUGGCCGCACAUAUCCUGACAUUAAGGAAAGCACCAGCACCGUCCCUACCAACGAAGUGACCAUACCCGCCGACGUAAUAAUCUUAGCGAAUGGGUUCGAAACCACUGGGUGGCUCCAUCCGCUUGAUAUCACUGGCCGAGACGGUCAGAAGCUGCACGAUGUCUUUGACGAGCGUGGAGGUCCCCAGAUGUACAUGGGCAUGGCCAUGGAUGGAUUUCCCAACUUCUUCACCAUAUUUGGUCCCAAUACCGCCACAGGUCAUUCAUCCGUGAUUCUCGCCUCGGAGAACAUGAUAAACCUAAGCCUGAAGUUCAUCAAGCCUAUUCUCCAAGGAGAUGUUGAGCUGACCGAGAUUAAAAAGGAGGCAGAGAUUGAGUGGGCACGGGACACCCAAACUGCGCUCAAGAAGCGGGUUUGGAGUACUGGUGGAUGCGGUAGCUGGUAUAAGACCGAAGAGGGUUGGAACUCUACCGUAUACCCAUAUACCCAAAUCUGGUUUGGUCUCCGCUGCAUGUUCCCUACAUGGAGUGAUUGGAACAUCUCGUAUACUCGCAAAGGACUGAGGAAGAAGAGAACCAAGACCUUCCUCAGGUACCUGGUAUACUUUGCGGCCAUCGCUGGCGCUGUGAAUCUACAACGGCGUGGCCAAACUGCUGCAGGCGUGAAAGCGCUUCUGAGGAGCUAUGCUAGAAAACUACUAUUUAUUGGUGCCGGUACUUUGCAGAAGGCUGCAGAGAAAGUAUGA